Closterium sp. Yama58-4 is the source of this 1107-nucleotide messenger RNA. Lineage: Eukaryota; Viridiplantae; Streptophyta; Zygnematophyceae; Desmidiales; Closteriaceae. The record is from the annotation of a GenBank genome assembly.
AUGAGAGGCUUGCGUACCUGCGAGAACACAACCGCAAUCCAUUCAUGCGCUUGCCUGGAGGCGAGUAUUUCUCCCAGGGGGCGAGCUACCAGGCUCCCGCAGGCACAAAUGGAUGCGAUUGCAACGUACAUCGUCUGGUACACCUAUUGUGCACGAACGAGCGAGCACACGACAGCGUCACUGCGUGAUCUGAAACACAAGGCUGAGAGGAUGAUCACCGCUCUCGUCGUGGCGUUUCUUACGCAGGCCUCCAAGUGGAGGUUCAUUAAGAUGCACCUAAUCAGCCAUUACAUCGACUCGAUUCGUCGAGCGGGGUUGCCCGAGCACUACUCAACACAAAUGUUCGAGCACUUGCACAUUGAGUACAUCAAGAACCCCUACCGAGCCUCGAAUAGGCGCACGACUACGUCACAGAUCAUGAACAGCGAGGUCAUGCGUCUGCGGCUCGAAUCUCUUGCACCAAUCCUCGGCAAGCGUAAAUCGUACGACACGUGCAUGUCUGAGGCACAGAGAACGGGGGAACGGGUGAUGUCUCGCGAGAGUUGGAGGCUCCUGGUGCCGCAUAACCGGCAUGAGGCACCGUACGUUGUGCCCUUGACCCCUGAUUCCGUCCGAGAUGUGGAGUUCACCUCGGCGUUAUCCGCGGACUUACCGUUCCUGCGCAACGCCCUCAACAAUGCCCCUGAUUGUGCGGGUCGUACGAUCGACACCAUACAUGUCCACAACGGGUUAGCCAUGCCAGCUGCCGUUGAUGCAUCAUUCAGCCACCUACCACAUCUCGUCAGGGCAGCACCGAUGUUCUAUGGUCGGCCAUGGUUCUCCAAUAUAGCGGUUGUAGGAGAGGAUGAAUUAGGUACCACGGAGUGGUACGCCAAGGUGUUGAUUCUGUUUCAGCGAGCUCACGCGCCCGAAAAUGGCUCUGACGUUGUCACGCUGGAUGCUGCUGGUGUGCCAGUUGACGACUCUGCGACGGGAAACGACAACGGUGACGUCCUGGAGAAGAUCCAGUCGUUCAUGACGUUCAUGGACCUUAUGAAGGCGAAUGGGAUGCUUCCCCAAGAGCUACGAAAGAAGCCGAAGAAGGGUAGCAUGGCAGCAAUCUCCUAA